Molecule: messenger RNA, 804 nt
Organism: Vigna umbellata (rice bean)
Lineage: Eukaryota; Viridiplantae; Streptophyta; Magnoliopsida; Fabales; Fabaceae
Product: FKBP-type peptidyl-prolyl cis-trans isomerase
Source: RefSeq, a predicted model, not a curated record
AAAAGAAAAAACAAUGUUAUCUGAAAGAAACACAGCAGAAAGAAGGGAAAGAAGAAAAAAUGGCGAUGUUAGCAUCACCUUAUGUAAAACUCUCACUGCCAUUUUCACUUACCUCUUCCAAACCCAAUCCCCGGCGCCUCUUCGUUCUCCGAGCCACCGAACCUGAAACCCCUCCCUCCGGUUCGGAGCCCUCCGAUCCUGAACCUGAUGCCUCCGACGACGACUUUGACAGCCGCAUCAGCCAGCUUCGCCUCCGGUACCGCAGCGGCACAGGAAAGAAAGCGGAGCUCCGAAAGAAUCGAAAGUCGAAGAAAGGAAGCUCCGGAUCCGGGUCGGGCGUGUUCCUGCCGCCCGUGGCGCUGAAGGAGCCGGUUUCUGAGGGCGUGAAGGUGGAGCUAGGGUUCAGCCAGUACAGCGAGCGGUUGAACGGUCGCAUUGCAAUUCUCGGCUUGACAGCGCUGUUGCUGGUGGAGCUGGCGACGGGGAAGGGCGUUAUCAACUACCACUCGCCGGCGAUUAUUCUGAUUCAGAUUUAUUUUGUGGCUGCCGUUGGAGCUAUCUUUGUUAAGUAUGAGAAGGAGAAGAUCAGUGUAUGGCCUCAAACUGAUUCUUCCACUAACAAGUGAUUUUUCGCCCAAGGCUUCUGUUUUUUGCUGAUCAAAUGUAAUUAUUUGUUUUGGUUCUUGAAACGAAUGGUAUCUUGAGGAUAAAUUGUGAUUUUUCUAGAUUUGCAAUUGUAUUAUAUUAUAUUAUACUCAUUCUUAUUUGAGAUAAAAUGGAAUUCAAGGUUCUUCUUCUGUUUUA